Molecule: messenger RNA, 815 nt
Organism: Pocillopora verrucosa
Lineage: Eukaryota; Metazoa; Cnidaria; Anthozoa; Scleractinia; Pocilloporidae
Biological process (GO): superoxide metabolic process
Molecular function (GO): copper ion binding
Source: RefSeq, a predicted model, not a curated record
GAUAAUUACAUACGUCACUUACGUAUGAAACCCAGCUGAACAAAAGCGAAAUUUCGACGCAGUUUCAGCGCUGCUCUUCAAGAGAAAAAUCCAAUCAAAUACAUGAUGCUUCUCUUCGCCUGUGGAUUGGUGAUGCUGGCGACAGCUGCCUCACGUGAAGCCGUUUCGAGGGAAACCCCUGAAGGUGAACUUGUUGUAAAAGCCAUGAGCUUUAUCAUCCCGAAUACCCAGCCCCCUUCCGGCGUUGUGACUAAAGUCGCGGGAAUAGUCAGGAUGAUGCAGCCGAAAUCUGGUGGCGAAACUACCAUGACUGUUAACUUACUAAAUCUUCCUCCAAACACACCUCACGGCUUCCAUAUUCACGAGUUUGGAGAUACUUUUUCACAGGGGUGCCAGAGUACUGGUAGUCAUUACAAUCCGUUCAAUAUGACCCACGGAGGACCGCUGGACAAGAAACGUCAUGUUGGUGACCUAGGAAACGUGUACUCAGAUGAGAGGGGAAUGAUCAGUACGAAGAUUGUUGACCACCUAGUGUCUCUCGUAGGGGAGUACUCUGUCCUGGGAAGAUCUUUUGUGAUUCAUCAGAAAAUCGAUGAUCUGGGUCGAGGUACUGGGCCAGCUAGAAAUGAGAGCUUAAAAACUGGAAAUGCAGGUCCGCGAUUGGCAUGCGGUGUUAUCUUCUACAUGCCUACCAACUAAGUAAAGUAAAGAUUCACCGUCUUGUGAUACCAUACCGGCUCUCGACAAGUUAAAGUAAUUCUGUUGUUAAGAGAUUAAAUUUAUUUUAGUUCAUGAUCACAAACGAGUGGAAUUAA